Molecule: messenger RNA, 2031 nt
Organism: Penicillium coprophilum
Lineage: Eukaryota; Fungi; Ascomycota; Eurotiomycetes; Eurotiales; Aspergillaceae
Product: amidase family protein
Exons: 1
Coding region: 1-2031 (676 amino acids)
Source: RefSeq, a predicted model, not a curated record
AUGACUCAGUCAGACUUCUCGCUCUUAGACGCGAGUAUCUCCGACCUCCAAUGUGCGCUUUCUACAGGAUCGCUCUCUAGUGUCGGCUUAGUAUCACGGUACCUACGGCGAAUCAGCGUCUACGACUCCAACACUCUCAAACUCACCGCCAUCCCAGUCCUCAAUCCAUUCGCCCUCGACGAAGCAGCCGCCUCCGAUGCCCGGCGGGCAGCCGGUUUGUCGCCGCGUCCAUUGGAGGGUAUCCCUUACCUGGCAAAAGACAGUAUCAAAGUCAAGGGCAUGACCGUCGCGAACGGAUCACCUGCAUUCGAGACCCUCAUUGCUAACGAGGAUGCUGCAUGUAUCCAACUACUCCGUGAAGCCGGCGCCGUGCUUCUCGGCCGGACGAACAUGCCCGCCAUGGCGUACGGUGGUAUGCAACGUGGGUGUUAUGGGCGCGCUGAAAGUCCAUAUAAUCCUGCAUAUCUAGCUGCGGCGUAUGCUUCCGGCUCAUCAAAUGGAUCGGCGGUCGCCACAGCGGCCAAUUUUUGUGCUUUUUCUCUAGGCAGCGAGACUGUUUCUUCGGGUCGCUCGCCCGCGUCAAAUAAUGCCAUUGUUGCCUACACGCCUUCAAAGGGCCUUCUUCCUCUCCGUGGUGUCUGGCCACUCUACUUGACCUGUGAUGUUCUUGUCCCUCAUACUAGGACUAUGACAGAUCUGUUCCAGGUCCUAGAUGUUCUUGCUGUGUCGGAUGAUGCCCCGAGAGGAGAUUUCUACCAAGAGCAAAAGCUUAUCUCCCUCCCUUCAAUCAGUACACUUCGACCGCACUCUUUUGCUGAAUUACAAGAUGGAACUUCCUUGCACGGAAAGCGCAUUGGGAUACCGUCAAUGUACAUUGGAGGCGAUGACUCUUCUCUAUCCCCAGCCAGCAGGGUCAACACCCGGCCCUCUAUAAUCAAGCUAUGGAACAACGCCAGAAAGGUCCUUGAGUCCUGCGGUGCGGAGGUAAUAGAAACAGACUUUCCACUCGUGACAACCUACGAGUCAAACGCAGAAAAGGGCCAGCUAGUCACCGUCGCCGGGCUACCAGAGGGUUGGUCCGCAUUGGAGAGGAGUGAGCUCGUUGCGCAUAUCUGGGAUGACUUCCUGAUCAACAACGGACAAAAGAACCUGGAGACUCUUUCUCAGGUUGACCCGACGACUAUAUUCCCGCUUGCACCGGGGUCUCUGAAAGGUACGCCUGAUGCAGCUAAUGCGCUGCGAUGGGACGAGAUGGUCAAAUACCCGCACCAGCGAUCGGUAUCUAUUUAUGAGAUCCCCGGUAUUCAACAAGGAAUUCAGGCUCUCGAGAAUGCGCGCAAGGAGACUUUUGAGGACUGGAUGGAUGGGCUUGGGCUUGAUGCUGUGGUUUUCCCGGCCAAUGCUGAUGUUGGCGCUGCUGAUGCGGAGUGUGAUGAAACGGCGUCGCGGUUUGCGUGGAGCAAUGGCGUCAAGUACUCCAAUGGCAACAGACCUAUCCGUCAUCUUGGUGUACCCACUAUCUCUGUCCCGAUGGGUGUCAUGGAAGAUACGAGAAUGCCGGUGAAUCUAACCUUUGCCGGAAAGGCAUAUGAUGAUAACAACCUGCUUAAGUACGGCUUUACAUUUGAGAUGGCGAUGAAGGGCCGUGUUCAGCCAUCGCUUGUGCCCGCUCUUGACUCUGAUUUCAUCAAGGGUGCCCAAGGUCCCCGGCCAUGGGAUUCUCCGUCUACCGUUGACUUGGUGGUCGAGACUCAAGUAAAGAAGAUUCACGACUCGGUGGUUAUAAUUCAGGUCCAGGGAUCAGUCUCUCCCAAGGACUCCCAGCUGGAGGCUCUGGAAUGCCAUGUUAACGGUCAGGUGGUCAAGCCGGUCAUAGAGGGCGAUAGGUGGUUUAUCCAGGCUUCCUAUCCCGUAUCGGAACGCGAUCAACCCUGGAAGAGGUGGGCGAGUCCUGCUUUAACACAGACGAUCGUAGUUAUCACAGCUCAUACAAAAUCGGGCUCGACAGCUGGUAGGUUGAUCUCUUUAUGA